AGUCUCUUGGGUUAUAAUUAACAUUUAUUAUUGUUUUAAUUUCUUCAUAGUUUGUGGUAAAAAUAUUUUAGCUUAGCUUUAGCGCUAUGAGAUGGAAUUAGCGCAAUCUUUAAAUGCAUUAGAUAUAAAGGCUGCCACUAACAUCGAAAUAUUCGCCGCUUUGAUACAAAAUCAGCAUACGGACUUUGUGAUUUGUACUUUUCGUAACAGUGUGACUUACAUUAUAACACAAUAUGGGAAAAUAGGUAAUCUGUAUUUGGUUGAGAGGGAAAAACUCGAGAACGGACUUUUUGAUGCUAAACCGAUCUACAGUGUUCGUACUUUGCUGGGAGGCGAUAAUAUAGAAAGCGAAGUGGCCGCACGUUACAUUACAGAGCAGUUAAAAAUAGCCAAACCGGUUGUUUUCAGUUUAACUCUUAAAGAUUUCAGCUCUGAUACUCUUAAAAAUAUUGUGCAGGCUAUUCAGAACUACCACAAAUAAUGGCUUUGCUAAAGAAGACAAAGUUAAGCGAGAGCUUUUUUGGACAGGUAGUUAUCGGGCCUCCGGGAGCAGGCAAAACUACCUACUGUGGAAAAGUAUAUGACUUUUACAUAAAGAAACUAAAUCGUAAAGUUGAAGUUGUUAACCUUGAUCCAGCCAAUGAAAAUAUGCACUAUAAUCCUAAAAUUGAUGUAAUGAAACUCAUCACUGUCGAAGAAGUUAUGGUUAAUUUAAAAUUAGGUCCAAACGGGGCUCUUAUGUACUGCAUGGAGUAUUUAGAAGAAAAUUUUGAUUGGCUAUUAAUCCAGCUGGCUCAGGUUAAAGAUAGCUACCUUAUUUUUGAUAUGCCAGGGCAAAUUGAACUUUACACUCAUCAUGAAACAAUUAAAAAUGUGUUUCAGAAAUUAGAAAGGUUAGGAUAUCACUUGUGUGCUGUUCAUUUAGUAGAUUCUCAUUACUGCUCUGAUCCAACCAAAUUUAUUUCGACUUUGCUGCUAUCUUUGUCCACUAUGAUGCAUAUCGCUUUACCCCAUGUAAAUGUUCUAAGCAAGGCAGAUCUCUUGAAAAAAAAUGCUGCAAAAUUAGAUUUUGGGAUAGAUUUUUAUGCUGAUGUAUUAGAUUUAGAUUAUUUAUUAGAACUCUUGGAUGAUGGUUACAUUACAAAAAAAUACAAGAAGCUAAACUCCGCAAUUGUUGGGUUAAUACAGGAUUAUGGUUUAGUGAGCUUUAGUCUUCUGGAUGUUAAUUCUGACAAAAGCCUUCUGGAUUUGAAAAGUGCCAUAGAUAAGGCAAAUGGGUAUAUCUACGGAAGUGGCGAAGAGAGAAGUAUACAGGCACUUCUUUCAUGUGCUGUUGGGGCCAGAACUGAAUCAGAACGUUUUGAUGCUGAUUACAUGUAAUUUGUAUUUAAAUCUAUUGUCCUUUUGAUAUACAAUAAACCUAUCAAAAAUCACAUAAAUUGCAAAUUUAUUACAAAAACAAACUAAUUUAAAUUUUGAUCAAUAUCUACACUGAAUUUAUUUUGCUGCUGGUU
Cylas formicarius (sweet potato weevil) is the source of this 1514-nucleotide messenger RNA. RefSeq names its product GPN-loop GTPase 2. Bases 481 to 1380 code for a protein of 299 amino acids. NCBI's taxonomy places the organism in Eukaryota, Metazoa, Arthropoda, Insecta, Coleoptera, Brentidae. The transcript is spliced from 3 exons. The record is from RefSeq and is a predicted model, not a curated record. Gene Ontology annotation, molecular function: GTPase activity. Gene Ontology annotation, cellular component: cytoplasm.